Xyrauchen texanus (razorback sucker) is the source of this 1854-nucleotide messenger RNA. It is a transcript of the gene opn4a, whose product is annotated as opsin 4a (melanopsin). Gene Ontology annotation, cellular component: membrane. Gene Ontology annotation, biological process: visual perception; G protein-coupled receptor signaling pathway. NCBI's taxonomy places the organism in Eukaryota, Metazoa, Chordata, Actinopteri, Cypriniformes, Catostomidae. Gene Ontology annotation, molecular function: G protein-coupled receptor activity. Bases 47 to 1714 code for a protein of 555 amino acids. The transcript is spliced from 11 exons. The record is from RefSeq and is a predicted model, not a curated record.
CUGCACGCGCAUUGUGGAAACUCUCUCCUCGUGGAACAAUUCCGUGAUGAGCGCGUAUAGGCUGGUGGACUUACCCCCCAUGACUACAUCCGUUGCCAUGGUGAGAGAGUCUGUCUACCCAUUCCCCACAGUGGAUGUGCCUGAUCAUGCUCAUUACACUAUCGGCGCUGUCAUCCUUGCAGUUGGCAUCACUGGCAUGGUGGGCAACUUUCUGGUCAUCUAUGCCUUCAGCAGGAGCCGUACACUGAGGACACCUGCUAACUUGUUUAUAAUAAAUCUAGCCAUCACAGACUUCCUCAUGUGUGCCACCCAGGCGCCUAUCUUUUUUACCACUAGCAUGCACAAGAGAUGGAUCUUUGGAGAGAAAGGUUGUGAGCUGUAUGCAUUCUGUGGGGCUUUAUUCGGUAUCUGCUCCAUGAUCACACUCAUGGUCAUCGCAAUUGAUCGAUACUUUGUGAUCACGCGGCCUCUAGCCUCCAUCGGAGUGUUGUCUCAGAAGAGAGCUUUUCUGAUACUUUUGGUAGCCUGGGCUUAUUCACUUGGUUGGAGCCUGCCACCCUUCUUUGGUUGGAGUGCUUAUGUUCCUGAAGGGUUGUUGACAUCUUGCACCUGGGAUUAUAUGACCUUCACACCCUCUGUGCGAGCUUACACCAUGGUCCUCUUCACCUUCGUCUUUUUCAUUCCACUAAUUGUCGUCAUCUACUGCUAUUUUUUCAUCUUUCGUGCCAUUCGUAGUACUAAUAAAGCUGUGGGCAAAAUUAAUGGGGAUAACAAGAGAGACUCAAUUAAAAGAUUCCAACAACUGAAAAAUGAAUGGAAGAUGGCGAAAGUCGCUCUUAUAGUUAUUCUCAUGUAUGUCAUCUCUUGGUCUCCAUAUUCGACUGUGGCACUAACAGCCUUUGCUGGGUAUGCUGACAUACUCACACCAUAUAUGAAUUCAGUACCUGCGGUGAUAGCCAAAGCUUCAGCCAUUCACAAUCCUAUCAUCUACGCCAUCACACACCCCAAAUACAGGCUGGCCAUAGCAAAAUACAUUCCAUGUCUUCGCCUGCUGUUGUGCGUUCCCAAGCGUGAUCUCCACUCAUUCCACAGUAGCAUAAUGUCCACACGUCGUUCCACUGUCACGAGCCAGUCCUCGGAUAUGUCCGGAUAUUUCCGCAGAACCAGCACCGGCAAGUCCCGGCUAUCCUCCGCCUCUGACAGUGAAUCUGGCUGGACAGACACUGAGGCUGAUCUCUCGAGCAUGGGCUCCAGGCCAGCCAGUCGGCAGGUGUCAUGUGACAUAAGCAAGGACACCACUGAGCUCCCAGAUUUCAAACCAUCUAACUCAUCCAGCUUCAAGUCUAAACUCAAAUGUCAUGACUCCGGUAUCUUUGAAAAGAGCUCCCCUGAUGUUGAUGAGAUGUCUGUGGUUGGACUCAGUCAUCCUGACUCUACUGUCCCUCUAGCUGCUGGUGACAGUACAGAAGUGUCAGUUUCAAGAGGUACGAUUGGUCGGAUCCCCAGCAUUGUUAUCACUUCUGAGUCCAACACUUUGAUACCCUUAGUAAGGCCUAGCUGCAGAAGAAGCCGCUCAAGUUUGUUCAGUGGCAGUGUUGGUGCAAAUCCCUUCAGCAGAGACUCUCGAGGAGAGGUCCAGCAGGGGGAGGUACAUCUCUUCACUGCUCCUGAAACACCCAAGCUCCCACUAUUAGAAAACCCUUGCCCUCAAUAACUCUUCUUAAAAGCUUAUGCUGCCUUCAUGUGCUAUCGGAAUAAUCCUACUUCCCACUUCUGAAGUGGUAAUUACAAGUAUGUCAUGUUCACGUUCUUUGUUGUCAGAAAGAACCGGAAACAUGGACAAUGGCAGGUUCA